This is a messenger RNA of Cavenderia fasciculata, 2040 nucleotides long. RefSeq lists its product as uncharacterized. Bases 1 to 2040 code for a protein of 679 amino acids. The record is from RefSeq and is a predicted model, not a curated record. Gene Ontology annotation, molecular function: protein binding. Lineage: Eukaryota; Evosea; Eumycetozoa; Acytosteliales; Cavenderiaceae. The transcript has 8 exons.
AUGAAUAGAAGAAUCAUGGUUGCUGUGAUGGCUAUAGCGUUGAUCAUAACGGUUGUAAUUGUUUUAGAAAGUGAACUAAGAGACAUGAAUAAAGCUACUACAAAUACAAAUGUUAUAACAUUACAUAGUAUUAUUAGAGUACCUUUUAUUAGAUAUGUGAUAUUUAAUCAAGUGUAUCUUUUAUCUAGAGAGAUAGAGAAAAUAGGGACUAAUACAACAACAACAACAACAAUCAACAAGGUGACUACUACUACUACUACUUGUACUUCAAUGCGAGGAGAGGAUAUUAGACAACUACGUGGACUUGGUAUGAUAUCAAAGUAUGCAAUGCCAUGGGAUUAUAUCAAACAUUAUCUAUCAUCACCUGAAAUGGAUAAAGGAGGAAUAUUGUUUGAAAGAAGAAUGCAUACGAUUACAUCGUACUGUGGACACCCAAAUGCAACGUUGGAGACACUAAAACAUUUAUUGGAGUGGUCACCAGACUACUAUCCUUUUAAAGCUGGUCAAACUAAAGAAGAUACACCAUUAUACUAUCAAAACUUAUUAUCAAGUAUUGCACGUGCCAAACAUUCAGAUAUACUAGAUUUGAUGAUCACUCGGUACCCAAACCAAUACAAUACCAAAGAAGCAAUGGUUUAUGCUACUAAAAAUGGUUUAUUAUCAACCGUUCAACUUUUAUUAAAUCAUACUACGAUGGUAAAAGAUGGUAAUCUACCAGAAAAGGUCAUUGAUAUUGCUGCCCUCUCUGGUCACCUUGGUAUCGUUACAUUAUUACAUAAUUAUUCUAUAAAACAUCAACAAGAUCUUGUUAAAAAGAUGGCUUCUAAAAAUGCAAUGAAUUUUGCUUCAACUCAUGGUUAUUUGGAUGUACUACAAUUUCUACAUGAAAAUAGAACAGAAGGUUGUUUAACAUUAGCUAUGGAUGAAGCUGCAAAGAAUGGUCAUUUUGAAGUUGUCAAGUUUUUACAUUAUAAUCGAACAGAAGGUUGUACAAGUUAUGCUAUUGAUUUGGCAAAAACUUUGGAAAUUGUUACAUUCCUACAUCAAAAUCGUACAGAAGGUGCGACUGCUCGGGCAAUGGAUAAUGCUGCGAUGAAUGGUGCAUUGGAUAUAUUGACAUUUUUACAUAAUCAUCGAACUGAAGGUGCAACAACCAGUGCUAUCGAUUUGGCAUCUGAAAAUGGUCAUUUACAUUGUAUUAAAUUUUUAAAAGAAAAUCGUAGUGAAGGAUGUACACUGGAUGCAAUGGAAGUUUCAAUUAGGAAUAAUCAUAGUUUGGAUAUUACCAAAUACAUCUAUGAUAACCUAAACAAAGAAGUUACAGUAAGAUCUUCAAUAUAUGCAAUAGAGCAUGGUCGAUUAGAUGUCAUCCAAUUUCUUCACCAACGUUAUGAACCAAAUGAAAUUUAUAGACUCUAUACAAUGGAUACAUCAUCUCAUUAUGGUAGAUUUGAUAUCCUCAAAUUCUUUCACGAAAAUACAAAAGAGAGAUGUACAACUAGAUCGAUGAAUAAUGCAGCUAGACUUGGCAGUUUAGAUACAGUAAAAUAUUUACAUUAUAAUAGAACUGAAGGGUGUACUUUUAAUGCUUUGGAUUAUGCCUGCGAGGGGGGAUUCAUUGAUAUUGUUAAAUUCUUACACGAGAAUAGAACUGAAGGAUUUGUAAUAUUGGAAUCAAAGUUUUUACAUUAUAAUAGAACAGAAGGAUGUACAACAGAAGCAAUUGGAUAUGCAUCGAUAUAUGGUAGAAUUGAUAUUGUUCAAUUCUUACAUGAGAAUAGAACAGAGGGAACUACUUUUAGAGCUCUAUUAGUAACUGAUGAUACCCCCAACCACUACCAAUGUGUCGAUUAUUUAUUAAAGAAUAAUAUAGUCUCUAAACAAAUGGUCAUGGACAAUGAAACGGAAAUCACUCAAUACCUCUCAUUAAAAGGAGGGUUACAAUCCAUUCCAUCUUCUUCUUCUUCGAUAUAUAUAUAUUUAUACAAAAUUAAGUGUAGAGAAAUAUUCGAGUAUAGAAAUCAAAUCAUUUUUAAAUAA